This is a messenger RNA of Alexandromys fortis (reed vole), 1248 nucleotides long. Its product is annotated as general transcription factor 3C polypeptide 1-like. Gene Ontology annotation, biological process: 5S class rRNA transcription by RNA polymerase III; transcription initiation at RNA polymerase III promoter. The record is from RefSeq and is a predicted model, not a curated record. Gene Ontology annotation, molecular function: DNA binding. The transcript is spliced from 6 exons. Gene Ontology annotation, cellular component: transcription factor TFIIIC complex. Lineage: Eukaryota; Metazoa; Chordata; Mammalia; Rodentia; Cricetidae. Bases 109 to 1248 code for a protein of 379 amino acids.
GUCUGGUCCUCCUUCCCCAGCCCGCCGGUCGCUGUGCGCAGGCGCUCUGGGCCCGGACCUCGGCGGCGAGGUGCGCAGGCGCCCAGGGUACUGCUAACUGAAGCGGCCAUGGACGCACUCGAGUCGUUGUUGGACGAGGUGGCCCUGGAGGGGCUCGACGGCCUAUGUCUGCCCGCGCUGUGGAGUCGCCUGGAGUCCCGCUCGCCUCCCUUCCCGCUGCCGCUGGAACCGUACACGCAAGAGUUUCUGUGGCGGGCCCUAGCCACGCACCCGGGCAUCAGUUUUUACGAGGAGCCGCGAGAGCGACCCGAUCUGCAGCUCCAAGACCGAUAUGAAGAAAUUGACUUGGAAACUGGAAUUCUGGAGUCCAGGAGGGACCCAGUCACUUUGGAGGAUGUCUACCCCAUUCACAUGAUCUUAGAGAAUAAGGAUGGCAUCCAGGGCUCCUGCCGAUACUUUAAAGAGAGGAAAGACAUUACCAGUAACAUCAGGACCAAGUGUCUGCAGCCUCGUUGUACAAUGGUGGAAGCCUUCAGCAGGUGGGGUAAGAAGCUCAUCAUUGUGGCUUCCCAGGACAUGCGCUACAGGGCCUUGAUAGGCCUGGAGGGGGAUCCUGACCUGAAGCUUCCUGAUUUCUCCUACUGCAUUUUGGAGCGGUUAGGCCGGUCCAGGUGGCAAGGGGAGCUUCAGAGAGACCUCCACACCACGGCUUUCAAGGUCGACGCUGGGAAGCUUCAUUAUCACAGGAAAAUCCUCAACAAGAAUGGGCUGAUUACAAUGCAGUCACAUGUGAUCCGAUUGCCUACUGGAGCCCAGCAACACUCCAUCCUCCUGCUCCUGAACCGCUUUCAUGUGGACAGGAGGAGCAAGUAUGACAUCCUCAUGGAGAAGCUGUCCAUGAUGCUGAGCACACGAAGCAACCAGAUUGAAACUCUGGGCAAGCUGAGGGAGGAACUGGGGCUGUGUGAAAGGACAUUCAAGCGUCUGUACCAGUACAUGUUAAAUGCUGGGCUAGCCAAGGUGGUGUCCCUUCCCUUGCAGGAGAUUCACCCUGAGUGUGGUCCCUGUAAGACCAAGAAAGGUAAGAACAGAGCCUGUUUCUACCUGGGUUUCCCUGCUGUUCUCUACUUUGGUGACCUUCUGCCUCGGAGUGUGAAGGUUUCACUCCUUAUUCAGUCCUUUAGUGCUCAGUACCUUCGUCUAGGACCUGAGACAUGUUCACUGAACCAUAGCAGCCCUGCAUUCUAG